AAAACCCUAAACUACACCAACAAACUAAAAAACUAGUCAUUUCUGUAACAAAUUUAUUAAAAAUGUCAGGAGUUUGGGUAUUCAAAAACAAUGGAGUCUUUACGCUGGAGAAUCCUGGAGCUGAAGAGGGGAGAAGUGUCUCGUCGAGAAGAAAUAAGGUUUUGGUGCACUUGCCGAGCGGUAAAGCUGUAACAUCGUACUCUUGUCUGGAGCAAAUCCUGAGAGGUUUAGGGUGGGAGAGGUAUUACGGAGGAGACUCCGAUCUCCUCCAGUUCCACAAGCGCUCUUCCAUUGACCUAAUCUCUCUUCCAUGGGAUUUCUCGAGGUUCAGUUCUGUUUACAUGUACGAUAUAGUGAUCAAGAACCCUCAUGUCUUCCAUGUCCGUGAUAUGUAACCAACCUAGUUACGUAACCGUGUCUGUAUAAUAAUGCUUGGAAUUUGGAUUGCUCUUAAUAAUUUGUUCUGUAAUAGUGUGAAGUCAACUAGCCAGCAACCAGGCUGGGAUCAGAAAUUUUAUUAUAUAUAACAAUAAAGUGGAAGCUGUACUAAAAUCUCCUAGCUGCAAUCUGCAUCUUUAUAUUUGUGUUCUUUAAUAGUAAUGGUUUGUUGAAUUGAAGUGUUAAUUUUUGCA
Molecule: messenger RNA, 632 nt
Organism: Mercurialis annua (annual mercury)
Lineage: Eukaryota; Viridiplantae; Streptophyta; Magnoliopsida; Malpighiales; Euphorbiaceae
Product: flowering-promoting factor 1-like
Exons: 1
Coding region: 63-395 (110 amino acids)
Biological process (GO): regulation of flower development; vegetative to reproductive phase transition of meristem
Source: RefSeq, a predicted model, not a curated record